Molecule: messenger RNA, 2514 nt
Organism: Strongyloides ratti
Lineage: Eukaryota; Metazoa; Nematoda; Chromadorea; Rhabditida; Strongyloididae
Product: MIP14691p
Exons: 6
Coding region: 1-2514 (837 amino acids)
Biological process (GO): oligosaccharide biosynthetic process
Source: RefSeq, a predicted model, not a curated record
AUGGAUACCAUGGAGUCAGAAUACCCAAUUCACCAGCUAACACCAACUAAAAUUGUCCCUCCAUCAAAUGAUAUAAUAAAAGGGAAAGAGAAAGAAAGGCAAUAUUUUAAUAGGGGAUACCGCCUUACAUCUAGCAACAAUAAUGGCACAACACAAACAGCUUCUGGUUCUAUAUCACGAUUGACAACUAUUAUAAGAAGGUCUCUUAGAAUUAAAAGUAGACCUAAACCAUCAACUACUGACAAUUUAGAAAAUUCUCCUAAAAAGAGAAUGACCUUUAGAAAAGCUUUCGACGACAAAGAAGGUAGUUCUUUUACUGAUUAUUCUAGUGUAAGAAUUCAUAAAUGUAAAGAGGAUUAUGGAAGAUUGGAACAAUUAGAACAAUAUAUAAGACAAAACAAAAUAAACGAUAUAAAAAAAUUUGUUCGUAUUAAUAAUUGGCCUGCCUCUCAUGAAAUACGAUGUCAUUUAUGGGCAACAUUAAGUAAAGAUAAAAACUUUGACCUCAACAAAAGUCUUUACAAAAGUAAGAUGGAUGAAUUUCGAACAAAAAAUUGUCAAUUAAUACAACCAAAAUUUUUAUCAUUAGAUGGUGUUAUAAUAAAUGAUCAUGGUCUUAAAGAAUGUGGUGUUGUAGCUUUACAAAAAUUUUUAAUUAUGGUUGAAGAAGAUAGACCAGAUGUAACAUUUAUACCUGCUUUGUAUUCAUUUUCAGCUUUAUUGUUACAUUAUGUUCAACCAGAUGAAGCAUUUGCCAUUAUUUCUAAAAUGUUAUCAGUAGAAAAAAAAUUUUUAAUACAAAGUGAAGUUAUGUAUGAAGCAUCACCAUAUGUUUUGUUACAAUUAAUAAAAACACAUAAGAAAAAAGUUUAUGUAUAUUUAGAAAAAUGUUGUAAAUCUAAUAAUAGAGAUGAUCUAGUUAAACCAUUGAAAAAAUGGUAUGAAUGGAUAUUUAGAUAUAUGCCUUUUGAUUAUAUUGUCAGAGUUACUGAUUGUUUUAUUGUCGAAGGACAUAAAUUUCUACUACGUAUUGGAAUUUCAAUUGUUUAUCUAUGGUAUAAAGACAGAUCCCGCUCUAUCCACUUGAAAAGUGUACCAAAUAAAAGUAAAGAAGAAUGUUUAGAAGAGGUAGAAAAUCAAUUAAUAGAAGUUUGUAAAAGUAUUCCCGUUUCAUGUCAAACAUUUAUUGAUGUUGCAACACAUAUUAGAAAUAUGAAACAAUCUUUCAUUAAUAAAAAUCAGAAAUAUUAUGAAGAUCUUAUACGCCAAGAUAUUACAUUAAAUAGAAGUACAAAAGCAGAUUACUCUAUUAAACAUAUGCAUCAUUUAUUUUCUUCAGUAUUUAGUUCAAAAAUUGUUACUCCAGAUUGUGCUGAAGCAUUGAUGAGAGCCAUACCUGAAAGACUACAAUUAGAAACACCAAUUUUAAUUUUUACUUUAUCAGAACAAGGUAUUAGUUUUGUAAACUUUUGGAAUAAAAUUGAUGAAGCUGAACAAUCACUUAUUAUUAUUAAAACUAUGAAAGGAGAUAUUUUUGGUGGGUAUGCUUCUUCAAGUUGGAGUGAAAGGAAAGAUUUAAAAGAACGUCAAAGAUCAAAAUUCUUUGGUACCGGAGAGUCUUUUGUUUUUAAAGUUGAUGAAAAUUCAAAAUUACCUAUUAUUUAUGAUUGGGUUGGCAAUCAUUGGGAUCAAUCUGACGAUCCACCUCAAAUGUUUAUGGCUGCAGGAGAUCGUUUUUUAAUAUUAGGUAGUGGCAAUAAUACUUCUAUUGAAAUACGUGAUGAGCUAUCAAAAGGAGUUACUUAUGAAUGCAGUACUUUUGGAAGUCCACCAUUAGUUCAAGAACGAACUUUUGAUAUUCAAGAAAUGGAAGUUUUUCAUGUUCAUUCCGAAUGUGCCCCAAUGGUGGUUUCUAGAGCAUUAGGACUUGCAAUAACAGCAGGUUCAAUGAUGUUAUUACUUCCACAAAUAUUAAAGAUAUUUGCUGCAAAAUCUGGACGUGGAAUUUCUUUAAUUUCACAAUUUUUAGCACUUUUAGCUUCAUCAGGAACAGCUGCAUAUAGUUUCAAAUCGGGUUUUGUUUUUUCCCAAUGGGGUGAUUCACUAUUUGUUUCUUUACAAACAGCUGUAAUUAUUAUGCAAAUAUUAUAUUAUUCACCGCGACGUCCAUACGCUUUUGCAUUUCUUGCAUUUGUAUGGUCAGGAUAUUUAGCUAUUGUUGGAGAUUAUGUUCCUUUCCAUGUAUUAACAACGAUUCAAACACUAACAAUUCCAAUUACAGUUAUUUCAAAGGGAAUUCAAAUAAUAGAAAAUUUCCAAAAUAAAUCAACAGGAGAAUUAUCAUUAAUUUCAGUUGGUCUAGCUUUUGGUGGAUGUUUAGCACGAAUUUUCACAUCCAUACAAGAAACUGGUGACUCUCUUAUUAUUAUGAGUUAUGUUAUAGCUGGAAUCCUUAAUGGAAUAAUCUUUGGUCAAUUCUUCACUUAUUGGAGUAAUAAAUUGAAGAAAGAUUAA